AUGGACUCCCCCGACUCCCCCGACUCCCCCGACUCCCCCGACUCCCCCGACUCCCCCGACCCCUUCGCCCCCGGCUUCGGCACCUUCCAGGGCAUCCCCCACCGCACGCUGCCGGACGACUGCAUGGAGUACGCCCUCUUCGUGCCCGCCAUCGCCGACGCUGCUGCCGCGAAGAAGCGGCUCGAAGCUGUGAAGGUGCUCGCAGAAGAGCUCGCGGCUAAAUGGUCAGAGGGCUACAUCUGGCAGCGCGAGGCGUUCGGGCUCGAGCUGAAGGAGAGGGCCGGGACGUGGUGCCUGCAGGGGCGCACGGAGUAUGGGGAUGCCGUGGGCGACGAGUGGUUUGUGGUGUGGAUGCUGCGGGAGAUGAGUGGGCGGUUUGCGGAUCUGUGGAUACGAGUCUACGACACCGACGGCGAAUUCCUGCUCAUCGAGGCGGCCAACGCCCUCCCCAAAUGGCUCAACCCCGAGAUCGCCGACCACCGCGUCUGGAUCAACUCCACGCACCUCCACAUAAUCCCCCUCACCGCCGUACCUCCCCCUCCCCCCACCACCCCCACCACCACCCCGCGCACAGCGCCCAUCUCCCGCCCCCUCCCCCUCGCCGACGCCCUCUCCACCCUCCACCACUACACCACCACCACCCCGCCCCCCCCAACACUAACGCGCAUCCGCCUCGUCGAAGAGGAAUCCUUCUACCGCACCACGCGCUACCCCGCCGCCGCCGCGCGCAACGCCCACCACGCGCUCACAACCCUCCCCCGCCCCCUCGCGGCCCUCCUGCACGCGCACCCGGCCGCCGUCGCCGCCGCCGUCGAGGCCUUCUACCUCCGCGACCCCAUCAGCCUCAAGGCCCUCUCCACCAUGCACCACUUCCGCCCGGGCGCCGACGACGUCACCGUCUCCACGCAGUUCACGAAAACGCUCUACGCGCAGCUCAAAGGGCAGGAGUUCCAGCCGCCGCCCAGCGCCGGCUUCGCAGCGCGCCCCGGCGACAGCGCAGCGGAUGUGGGGAUGAAGCUGGCCUGCGGCUUCGAGAUGCUCCUGCACGACGCGUCCGCGCCACAGCUCUCCUCGCCGUCGCGGCAGCGCACCGUGGCCACCGUCCGUUCGCAUCUAGCUGCGGGGGCGGCGCUACCAACCGACGCCGAGAUCGCCGCAUGGCCGAAGCCAGUGGACGACGAGGCGUGGCUGGACGUCGAUUACGCGCAGUUCGAGCAGACGCUGCAGGGGCGGCCGGGGCACAAGGGGACGCAGAACGAAUCCGGGUGGGGGGACAAGGGGGCGGAGGAGAACCUGCGGCGGAUGGUGGAGCGGUUCGAAGCGUUCUUGAAUGAUGAUGAGGCCGGGGUUGAGGGCGCGGAGGUGGGGGAUGAUAUGGAUGUUGAUGAUGAGCUGAAUUCGGGGGAUGAUGAUGAUGAUGAGGAUGAGGAGGAGGAGGGGGAGGAGGAUAGAGAGGUGUCGUUUGAUGAGCGGGAGUUUGAGAGGAUGAUGAGGGAGAUGAUGGGCAUGCCGGUGUCGACGCUGGAGGGCGAGGAGGAGGGGGCGGAUGAGGAGGCGGAGAUUAGGAAGGUCAUGAGGCAGGUUGAGGCGGAGCUGCGGGAGGCGGGGGCGCUGGAGACGGCGCUGCCAAAGCGGCGGAUUAAAGAGGUUGGCGACAGUGGUGACGAGGAUGAGGAAGAGGGAGAGGUGGAUAUCGAUUAUACCCUGGCCGCCAACAUGCUGGAGAGCUUCAAGGGCCAAGGCGGGCUGGCGGGCCCCGGCGGAAAUCUGCUGGCGCGGAUGGGCAUGAGCUUACCGCGGGACGAGGGGGGCGACCAGGAGAAAGGAAAGGGGGGAAAUAGGGAGAUUGGCGGCGAGAGAAUGAAGUAG
This is a messenger RNA of Morchella sextelata, 1869 nucleotides long. RefSeq lists its product as uncharacterized. The record is from RefSeq and is a predicted model, not a curated record. The transcript has 2 exons. Bases 1 to 1869 code for a protein of 622 amino acids. Lineage: Eukaryota; Fungi; Ascomycota; Pezizomycetes; Pezizales; Morchellaceae. Gene Ontology annotation, cellular component: nucleus.